Messenger RNA from Acomys russatus (golden spiny mouse), 1760 nucleotides. RefSeq names its product methyltransferase 4, N6-adenosine (gene Mettl4). NCBI's taxonomy places the organism in Eukaryota, Metazoa, Chordata, Mammalia, Rodentia, Muridae. Gene Ontology annotation, molecular function: RNA methyltransferase activity; site-specific DNA-methyltransferase (adenine-specific) activity; nucleic acid binding. The record is from RefSeq and is a predicted model, not a curated record. Gene Ontology annotation, cellular component: nucleus; cytosol; RNA N6-methyladenosine methyltransferase complex. The transcript has 8 exons. The coding region runs from base 1 to 1413 and encodes 470 amino acids.
AUGUCUGUGGUGCACCAUUUGCCCCAUGGGUGGUUACUGGAUCAUCUUUCUUUCAUUAACAACGUAAACUAUCAGCUUGACCAGCAUCAAGAACCUUGCUGUAGGAGAAACAAGCCCACUUCUCCUGUCUCCCCGGACUCUCUUGAGCUGGGUCCCACGCCUCCUUUGGGAGCUCCCGCUACAUGCUCUGCCUCUGAUGCUGCUGCUGUGCCAGCCAACGAGGACGGAGGAAGCCGUGAAAUGAUCACCCAAAAAUACGUUUUCCGAUCUGAGCUAUUCAGUGUCAGCAAACCUCACAUAACUUCAGCUGUUCACAGAGGAUGCCAGCAAAGUAAGAAAAAGGACAAUCCAGUGGCUGGCGGCCAACAAGACAUCUCCAUUUCUGUUGGGAAGAAGCGUAAAAGGUGUAUUGCUUUCAAUCAAGGUGAACUGGAUGCCAUGGAGCACCAUACAAAGAUCAGAGAGCUGAUUUUGGAUGGAUCUUCACAGUUAAUCCAAGAAGGUCUCAAAAGUGGUUUCCUUUAUCCACUUGUUGAAAAACAGGAUGGAAGUAGUGGACGCACCACUUUACCGCUUGAUGCCUGCAAUUUGUCAGAAAUCUGUGAGAUGGCAAAGCACUUGCCUUUGAAUGAAAUGGAGCUUCAGACGCUGCAGCUGAUGGACGAUGAUAUGUCUAUUUCAGAGCUGGAUUUAUCCUCACAGGUCAUUGAAAACAACUCCAGCUUUUCUAAAAUGAUUACUUUAAUGGGACAGAAAUACCUGUUGCCACCAAAAAGCAGCUUUCUUUUGUCUGACGUUUCUUGUAUGCAGCCCCUUCUUAACUGUAAUAAGACAUUUGAUGUAAUUGUCAUCGAUCCACCAUGGGAGAAUAAAUCGGUUAAAAGAAGUAACAGGUACAGUUGUUUAUCACCACAGCAGAUAAAGCGAAUGCCUGUCCCUAAGCUGGCUGCUGCCGACUGUCUUGUUGCUACGUGGGUGACCAACAGGCAGAAGCACCUGUGUUUCGUGAAGGAGGAGCUCUAUCCUUCGUGGUCUGUGGAAGUCAUUGCAGAGUGGUACUGGGUGAAAAUCACAAAUUCAGGAGAGUUCGUGUUUCCAUUGGAUUCUCCACACAAAAAGCCUUAUGAAUGUCUUGUGCUGGGUAGAGUUCGAGAAAAAAAUGCUUUAGCAUUAAGGAGCGCAGAUGUGAAAGUGUCCCCUGUCCCAGAUCGGAGGCUGAUUGUCAGUGUGCCCUGUGCUCUUCACUCACACAAGCCGCCUCUUGCUGAAGUUCUGAAAGACUACAUCAGGCCGGGGGCACAGGGUUUGGAAUUAUUUGCUCGAAAUUUACUGCCGGGUUGGAUGAGUUGGGGCAACGAAGUCCUCAAGUUUCAGCACGUGGAUUAUUUCGUUGCUGUGGAGUCCGGACGCUGACUGUACACGUUGUGCAGUCUUUACCGCAGCUCCUUCCUUUAGACUCAUUUCCUCUUGUACCUGUCAGUGUACUUAGACAUACGAACUUUUAUACCAAUCAGUGUGCUUAGAGUUGUAAACUUUAUACCAACCAGUGUGCUUAGAAAUAUACGUACAUCUUCCACGGCCCUUUGCAGUGAGUCCCCUCCUUCCACCCCUGACCUCUGGAAAACAGUGAUUUGUUUUAUCACAUGAGUUUCUCCUUUCUAGAAAUUUCUACAUGUGGGAUCAUAUGGUGGGGAAACUGUUGUGUCUGGCUUCUCUCACUUAGCGUUUAGAAACAGCAUUGGUACUGUUUAUAAGCUGCU